Molecule: messenger RNA, 3235 nt
Organism: Parnassius mnemosyne (clouded apollo)
Lineage: Eukaryota; Metazoa; Arthropoda; Insecta; Lepidoptera; Papilionidae
Source: the annotation of a GenBank genome assembly
CUUGAAACUGGGUUCUUUUUAGCGGUAAACGCGCACACUUGUGUCUUCUGGGGAUUGAACUAGACUAGAUUUAGUCGCCCCCAGUCCCCCAGACUUUUUUCAACAAAGUCUCGACUUCAGACACAAGCUUGUCCUGGUACUCGGCGACGUUGUCUCGAGAAAUAUUGGAACGGAGGGUGUAUAAAGCAUCACCAGUGCUGUCAGCUGCAUAGCAAUGAAAGUCACCGGUUUGCAACAUGUCAUUGAAAUGCAGUAGAAACAGGGUUGGCGAUAGCACGCAGCCUUGUGGAACACCAGCGUUAAUGGGUUUGUAAUCGGAGCAUGUACCAUCUACUACGACCUUGAUGCUCCGAUCUGCAAGAAAACUGGUGAUCCAAAUGCACAAUUUCUCGGGAAGCCCAUGGGAAGGAAGAUUCGUAAGAAGCGCUUUGUGCCAAACCCGAUCGAAGGCUUUCGCUAUCUCCAAACUAACGGCCAACGCCUCCCCCUUGGAUUGGAAUACUUCCGCCCAUUUAUGAAUUAGGUAACCCAGAAUAUCACCAGCCGGGCGACCACGACGGAAACCAUACUGACGUUCACUAAUCAGCUGGUAAUCCUCAAGGUAACGCAUGAGCUGGCUAUUAAUAAUUGACUCCAUUAUUUUAGAGAACAAGGAGGUGAUGGCGAUAGGCCUAUAGUUGGAUGGAUCAGAGCGGUUACCUUUUUUAAGGAUCGGGUGCACGAAACCUGUCUUCCAUGAUUUCGGGACUACGCUUAGGGAGUAGGAGUACCAGAAAAGACGCGUUAAAACCGGUUCCAACUCUAGAGCACACGUCUUCAGCACAAUAGGAGGGACACUAUCAGGCCUACUCAACUUGUUGACGUCCAGUAAGAGGAGUGCUCUGCACACCGAGCGUUGGGUAAACAGCACAUCCUGCAUGGAGCACUUACACCGCGGGAUGGUCGUCAGUGUGAGUGCCCCCCGUCAUCAAAAGUCGAGUUGGACGCAAAGAGAGAGCUCAGCAGAUCGGCUUUGUCCUUUGCGGCAUGGGCCAGUGAGUCGUUCUCCCUGUGCAGAGAUGGGUGAGAUGACUGACAGAAGUUCCCUUGGACACCAUUGCUGAGAGACCAGAAUGCACGUGUUCCUGAAUGAAGACGAAUUAGUUUCUCGCCAAUUCUGCCGAUGUGCUCUGACUUUGCCUUGACAAUGCCACUUUUGAAGGACCUGGAAGGAAAUAAAAAAAAUAAUAAAAUCAAUUUAUUUCAGACAAAAUCCACAUACAAGUGACAUAAGAAAAAAAAUAUUAUAAUAUAUUUAAUCUCAUCUAAUUUCAUUUCAUUGCAGAAGUGGAGAUGGUCAGGACAUAUGAUGCGUGACAAAGUGGGAAAGAGGAGCAGGAGAGUAAGAGAAUGGUAUAGGUUAAGUCCGGGGGAGUUGGCCGUAAGGAAGAGAUGGCCACUAAAAAAAAUCAUAGUUACACUUACUAGAUGGCACUACUUUCUCGUUAGUUCAAUUUGUGCUGUGCGUGGGAACAACAUUUCGCUCCAUCUCCGGUGAAAAAAAAUCGAAAAAAUGCCAUAUAAAUACCAAAGAAAAGCAUGCAGCUCACGAGGGAACUGGAGUGAAGAGUCACUUAAGGCGGCCAUGGACGCUGUUAAAAAAGGUGAAAUGACUAUCUACGCAGCUUCAAUAACCUAUCAAGUACCAAGGAAGACCCUCGAAAGGCGAUACAAGAAAAAUAAUGACAAAAAAGGACCAAUGGAACCAUCCUCUAUAUUCGGCGACAAAAUGAGAAGAAACUCGCUAACCAUAUUAAAACUAUACAAAAAAAUGGUUUCCCAUUGACUAUUGAUGACGUCAGAAAGAUUGCGUACCAGUUCGCGGAGCAAUUAAAUUUGAAUCACAGAUUUAAUAGAGAAACUGAAAAAGCAGGAUAUAUCAAGGAUAUAUAAGGAAAGCAGGACUGGUUGCAAGGUUUUUUACGAAGAAACCACGAUAUUACAUUAAGAAAGUCAGAAGGAGUAUCUUUAGCUAGAUCAACUGCUAUGAAUAAACUAGAGGUUGACGCUUACUUUGAGCUUCUUGAAAGCAUAUUGACAGUAGACGAUGGUGUGUUGAAACCGAGUUGUAUCUUCAACAUGGACGAGACUGGUCUUCAGCUUAAUAAUCGACCAGGGCAUGUUCUAGCUGAAAAGGGUUCUAAGGCUGUAUCUACAGUUACUUCGACUGAAAAGGGAGAAACGAUUACAGUUAUAGCCUGCUGCAAUGCUGAAGGUACAUUUUUACCACCUGCCUGUAUCAUGAAAGGCAAAAACAAAAACCUGAUUUUGAGGAUGGGAUGCCACCGGGAUCAAAACUUUUCAUGUCCCCAAAAUCAGCGUACAUUACCUCAGAUUUAUUUAUUGAAUGGUUGAAAACACAUUUUGUUCCGAGGAAACCAGCUGGAAGAGUACUUCUUUUACUAGAUGGUCAUUCAUCUCACUGUAAUUCUGUGGAAAUGCUGGAAUAUGCAAAUGACAAUAACAUCAACUUACUUUCAAUGCCAAGCCACACGUCUCACUACCUCCAACCACUAGAUCGUACGGUGUUUAAAUCACUGAAGACUUAUUUUUACGAGCAGUGUCGACUUUGGCUAAAACAAAAUCCUGGUCGUCGUAUAACAUGAUUAUCAUUUGGAAGAUUGCUUAAUAAGGCGUGGGGAAAGGCAGCUUCUGCAGAGAAUGCAAUUGCGGGUUUUAAAGCUACAGGUGUCCACCCCUUCAAUCCAUCUGCAAUUCCCGACUACGCGUUUACCCAAGAAUUGACAAAGCAAAUGUCUAAAUCUCAAAAUGAGUGUACAGCCACUGUUAUGGUCGAGGAGCAAGAAGAAAAUACUAGUAACAUAGCUUCUGCUAAUCUGGAACCAGUUCCAAAUACUUUCGAAGUGCGACAAGACAUAUCACCUGCAAUCGCUGAGCCAAAUAGCUCUGUUGAGCGAAUAGUUUUAACCGCAAGUCCUGAGAUGAUUACAAGAAGGCCUAAAAAAUUAUUUGCUACUGCUUCAGCAGCAGUAAUUAAAAAAAUGUCAGAACAAGAAGCGAUUUGCCAGAUCUGACUCCAACACGUAUUUUAAAGCAAAUAUCGCCAGUUCCACAAAAAAAUAUUGAAGUACGCAAACGUGCUAAACAGGUAGGCAUGCUUUUAACCUCAGAGAAUCACAUCAAAACAAGAAAAUUUAAGGAAACGCUUAAAAAAAUAGGGAACAAAAAAAUUUCG